This is a messenger RNA of Alnus glutinosa, 1378 nucleotides long. Its product is annotated as protein SRG1-like. The record is from RefSeq and is a predicted model, not a curated record. The transcript has 4 exons. The coding region runs from base 91 to 1170 and encodes 359 amino acids. Lineage: Eukaryota; Viridiplantae; Streptophyta; Magnoliopsida; Fagales; Betulaceae.
UAUAUAUAUAUAUAGAUAUAAAAGCUGUUCUGUAUUCAUAAUAGGUAGAAUUGAAGCAUUUUUGUCUUCUGGUUUUUAUUGGUUGGAGGAAUGGAACCAGAAAAAACGUGGUUAGGGAGCUCUCUCCCCGUUCCUUGUGUUCAGGAGCUGGCGAAGGAGAUGACGGGGACAGUGCCGCCGAGGUAUGUGCGUCCCGAUCAGGAACCUCCCAACGUGUCCGACUCCACAGUUGCUUUACCCCAAGUCCCAGUCAUCGACAUGCAAAAGCUAUUCUCCACGGAAUUUAUGGACUCUGAGUUGGACAAGAUGCACCAUGCAAGCAAAGAAUGGGGCUUCUUUCAGUUAAUAAAUCAUGGGGUGAGUAAUAGAUUGUUGGAGAACAUGAAAUUCGACAUUCAAGAAUUUUUUAAGCUGCCGAUGGAAGAGAAGAAGAAGUAUUGGCAAGAACCAGAAGAUUUGGAAGGGUAUGGGCAGGUCUUUGUCGUAUCCGAAGACCAAAAGCUUGAUUGGGGAGACAUGUUCUACAUGGUCACGCUUCCAACCUAUUUGAGGAAGCCCCACUUGUUCCCCAAGCUCCCCAUACCGUUCAGAGAUAACUUAGAAGCUUAUUCAACAGAGCUUCAAAACCUUGCAAUGAAAAUCCUUGAACUUAUGGCAAAAGCUCUAAAAAUGGAAAAUAAUGACAUGAAGAACCUCUUUGAAGAUGGGAUGCAGGGAGUUAGAAUAAACUACUACCCCCCAUGUCCGCAACCAGAGCUUGUGAUUGGCCUCAAUCCACACUCUGAUGCUGUCGGCCUAACAAUCCUCCUCCAACUCAAUGAAAUGGAAGGCCUCCAAAUAAGAAAAGAUGGGAUGUGGAUGCCUAUUAAACCCCUCCCUAAUGCUUUUAUUGUCAACAUCGGAGACAUUUUGGAGAUUGUGACCAACGGAAUAUACCGUAGCAUUGAGCAUCGGGCUACUGUUAACUCAGUUAAGGAGAGGCUCUCUAUGGCCACAUUUUACAACCCUAGACUGGACGGAGAUAUGGGUCCAGCACCAAGCCUUAUUACUCCAGAAUCACCAGCAUUGUUUAAAAGAAUAGGGGUUUCAGAUUACUUCAGGGGACUUUUCUCUCGGAAACUCGAUGGAAAGUCGUACAUUGAUGUCAUGAGGGUCCAGAGUGAGGAAUAGAAAGGCUAUUGAGACUUAUCUUUCAAAUUGAAAAACUCAAUGACUACAGUAUUACUACUCUAUGUAUAAAGAAAUAAAUACCAUAAAAGCUAUUGUGUAAAAUGAGUGCUACCUAUUGGUGGAUCCUAUGUUCAAUAUCCUGUUUUGAUUAUAUGUAAGCCAUAUUUAAAUAAACACAUAUUCAUGAUAAAAUUGUUUGUUUUGCCAA